CAGCUCAGACUGAUGCGGUUUCGGGCGUUCCAUAGCUUAUCGCUUGUUCUUCAGUCAACGGUGUUAACUCAAACAAUACCUUUCCUGUUUCGUGAAGUCUAGAUAACUUGGACGGUUUUAUAAAUUAAGAUAGAGGAAACAAGAGUGCGGGGUAGAAGCAAAGCGACGCGAGGAAAUCAAGAGGGACACGCAGAAAAUAAAAGACGACAGAAACAUGCCUGUUGCUGCUGCAUCCAAAAUCUUUAUGGUGGCCAUUUUGCUUUGUGGAACUGUUAAGGCAUUGAUGGAAGACCGGGUUUUGACAGAAGAUGCAAAAUGUGGGCCAUCUGUUGAAAAUAAUGGAGGGCAAUUAUUCAGGCAAAUGUAG
Molecule: messenger RNA, 367 nt
Organism: Notodromas monacha
Lineage: Eukaryota; Metazoa; Arthropoda; Ostracoda; Podocopida; Cyprididae
Source: the annotation of a GenBank genome assembly